Electrophorus electricus (electric eel) is the source of this 940-nucleotide messenger RNA. RefSeq names its product complement component 8, gamma polypeptide (gene c8g). Lineage: Eukaryota; Metazoa; Chordata; Actinopteri; Gymnotiformes; Gymnotidae. Gene Ontology annotation, biological process: complement activation. The record is from RefSeq and is a predicted model, not a curated record. Gene Ontology annotation, cellular component: membrane attack complex.
UGGACAUCAGACUCCAGAAAGACACACUGCAACAGCAAAAGAGACAACUCGCAGACAAACUGGGACAGAGCUGAAGUAGGAGAAACAGCAGAGGCCCACGCAGAGGCUCCCUGGGCAGAGAGGACCUGUAAACAGGUAAGACCAACCAGGUGGACUUACGCAACACUGCCAUGCGGAUCUGUGUGUACCUGUCACUGGUUGUGGUGUUACUGGGCCUGUGUGCUUGGGGACCCGUUGAAAUGAGAAGGACCCGAUUCAAACCAAAGCCAAAACCCAAAAAGAAUGGAAAACCUCUGGAAGAGAUCCUGCCAGCACAGAACAUCGAUAUCAAGCAGAUGAGUGGAAAGUGGUUCCUGCUUAGUGUAGCAUCAAGAUGCAACUAUCUUUUGGACAACCACUAUAAGGUGGAGAGUACCACUAUGACUUUGACUGUUCCAGACUCUCCAGACUCACCUGUGGCUGUCAGCACCUUUAGAAAACACAAUUAUCAGUGCUGGGAGAUCAGGCAGCACUACGAGAGAGCCAGCAGUCCUGGGCAUCUCCUGCUUAAAGGAAACCAACCAGAGAUGGAUGUGAAGAUUACUGUCGUACAAACUGACUAUAACUCCUAUGCUAUUUUGGUUUACAAAAGAAUGAGAAAAAUCACCAUGAAGCUUUAUGGACGAACUACAAGCAUUACUGAUACCAUUGUGGACAGGUUUGAGGAACUUGCACAGAAACAGAAUCUGGGUCUAGAUGUUGUUUUCCAGUUUCCUGAUUACGGGUUUUGUAACGCUUCAGACAAAAAGCAUAUUCUUGCUAUGACCUAAGAUACGAUCACAGCCACACUUGCUGAGACACCUCAUCCAUGUGUAUGGCAGUAACCAUGGUGACUUGUGUGGACUUUGUGAAGAUAACAUGAGUUAAAGGAAACAUCUUAGACACAUAUUAGAAACAAUAA